UCUAUGUGUAUACAGAUGCAUCAAUGUGCUGUCUGAUUCAAAGACAUUCUAGACAGCAUAAAGGAGUUUUCAGAAGGGGCUUCUUCUUUGCCACCCUUUAGUCAUGGCUGCAAAGGUUCCUCAGUGGCAGAACUAUCUUCAAGUCAUUAAAUCCCGUGAGGCCCAGAGAGUGGAGUGUUUCCAGAAAGCAGAGAACAUUUUGCUCAUUGUACUGGAAAGAGUCAAUGCCAUGGACCCUAGGUUCAUAGUGGAAUAUUCGAGAAAUCUGGAAGCCUUGGAGUUUGCACUCUGUGCCACUGAAGAUGAAAUAACUAUGGAGGUUCCUUUGUGCAUGGAUGCUGAUGAUCUCCUUGUACAGGAGUGUUCAGGAGAACAGAGUGACUCUGAGAAAGUUACUCACGGAAACUACCAGAUGCCAGGCUCUUGCUACUUGGCAGUACCAAAGGAAGGAAAUCGGCUAGAAAAGUGGACCAAAGAAGAUGUGUUCAGUAUGGUUGGCAGCACUGAAUCCAAAGGGCACAUUUUACCAGGAAAGAUCCUCCAACUUCUGAAAGACCUCAUUGUGGCUGCCAUCGUUUAUUGCAAGCGUCAGUUCCUCAUCAAGCCAGGUGAACUCAGUGCAGAGAGACUAAAGGAAGAUGACAUGCAGCUCCCAUUGCUGAUAUCCAGUGGCUGGAAAAUGAUCUGCUUCAAUAUUGUCCCUGUAGCGAGGAGAAAACAGAAUGCUCUAAAGUUCAACGACAACUGGCGAGAAAGAGGUUUUCCACAAGGCAGUCUAUGGAAAGUCACUCAGGAGGCUGACUACAUCCCUGCUAGUUACUAUCAUUGGAGAUAUUCCACCAGUCGACCCAUCCUGAAACUCCUUCAGAUUAUCAGCACCCGAAAGGGUUACUGUCUGGACAGUCUCUGCCUCCUUGAACAAGUCAACCAUGAGUACUGGAGAGAAGAAGGCAAGAGCAAAGGGCUUACUUUUCACCACUUAAAGAUGGUGUUGCUCUGGGCCACUCACUUUUUCUCUUCCCCUGAAGACUGGGUGAAUCUGGAAGGGUCUGUGUAUCGUCUUCUGGUGAUUUUGCUGUGCUGUUUAGUGAUCAACCAUCUCCCACAUUUCCUGUAUCCUGAACAAAAUUUGUUCCAAGGAGAAGAUGCAGACCUGAGUUCAUUAUACUCCAAAGUGGAAAGCUUUGCUAACAAUCCGAAAUAUUUCCUGAAGUUCCAUUUUUCUGGAACAGAAUAUAAAAUGCACCACCAGACAGAUAUUGGUUUCAAAGCUUUACUUCGCCUCCCAGCUGAAGAUAAAGCCUACUGGGACACUGCCUUCUUUGAUAUGCUUCUUAAUAAGUUUCAGAUGUAUGAGAUUACGGACACACAGCGGGUUUCUGCUAUGUCAAGCAUCCUGUCAAAAACCAAGAAAGUGGUAACUAAUCAGAGUUGAAAACAUCACUGUUCCACCAUGGAGUCUGUACCUGGAUGGAUUUGCUUCACAUUUAGCAUUUCCAGUGAUCAAAAUCCC
Molecule: messenger RNA, 1513 nt
Organism: Heteronotia binoei (common prickly gecko)
Lineage: Eukaryota; Metazoa; Chordata; Lepidosauria; Squamata; Gekkonidae
Gene: MAB21L4
Product: mab-21 like 4
Exons: 5
Coding region: 104-1435 (443 amino acids)
Source: RefSeq, a predicted model, not a curated record